Molecule: messenger RNA, 1656 nt
Organism: Rotaria sp. Silwood2
Lineage: Eukaryota; Metazoa; Rotifera; Eurotatoria; Philodinida; Philodinidae
Source: the annotation of a GenBank genome assembly
AUGGUGACCGCACCAUCAUCACAUUUGUCAGAUGUCGAAAUAAAACCGAAAAAUACUCGAUUUCAUCAUCGUCGUCCUCAAAAAUUGUGCACUACUCAACGCCUUCCAGCAUUCUUUGCUUGGCUUCUUUUAUUAAGUACUUCAUUUGCUUAUUGGAUAUGUAUUUUUCCAGAAAUUCUUAUUCUUCUACCAAAACUUUUGCCUAUUCCAAUUUUACAUUGUAUUUUAUUUCUUCUUGUAUGCGCAAAUUUUCUUCUUGCAACAUUUAUGGAUCCAGGUAUCUACCAACAAUCGUUAAAAAAUGAAUAUUCUAAUGUUAGUUUAUAUACUCGUCCAUCUAAACGGAAAGAUGGUAUUGAAGUCAAUGAUGAUGAUGAUGAUGAUUCAGAUGAACCACAAUCUCGUCUUAUUCGUAUUAGAGAUGGAUCAGUCUAUAUAAAGUAUUGUCGUACAUGUAAAUUAUUUCGUCCACCACGAUGCUCACAUUGUUCUAUUUGUGAACGAUGUAUCGAUACUUUCGAUCAUCAUUGCCCUUGGUUAAAUAAUUGUGUUGGUCGUCGUAAUUAUCGUUAUUUUUUUCAAUUUUUAUUUCUACUAUGUAUUCAUAUGAUAUUAUUAUUUGCAUUUUGUCUUUAUUAUGUUCUUCAUGAUCGUCAUCAUAAAAUACUUCCACCAAAUUAUCAUUUACUACCAUUAAAUCCAAAUAUAUCAAAAAGACAAAAUGAUUAUUUAUCAUCAAUACAUUUAGAUAAAACAAUAUUUGUUGGUUUUCAAGAUUAUCGUUUUAUUAUUUGUAUUAUUUUACUUCUUCUUCUUGGUCUUAUGGCAAUACCUAUUGGUGGUUUAACAGGUUUUCAUAUAUAUCUUAUAUGUCAAGGUCGUACAACAAAUGAACAAGUUACUGGAAAAUAUCGUAUACAAAAUGAUGUUUUUAAUAGAGGUUGUUGGAAAAAUUGUUCUUAUGCAUUAUGUCAACCAUUAUAUCCACAAUUAAAAGCACCCAAAAUCAAACGUUAUAAUGUUGAUUUAUUUGAAGAAAUGGCAUAUGGAAAAAUAAAUUAUAAAUUAACAAAAAAUGAAUAUGAUGAAAAAAGAAAAAUUAAUUAUGAAGAAACAAACAAAUCAAAUAUGAAAACAAAUAUUUAUAGUAAUCCAAUUGAUGAAAAAGGUUACAAACCAGUAUCAACUUCAACAUCUGCUUCAGUGACAUCUUCAUUUCCAUUUCAACCAGUUAAAAAAAAUCCUUCACAUCAAACAACAAAACCCGGAUUUGAAUCUAUACGUCGUAGUUUAUCAAAUAUGUCUUUAUCAUCACGUUGUUCAUAUGAUAAUAUUGAAGAAGAUGAAGAUGAAGAUGAUAUUCAUCAACCAUUACCUUAUCAAACAAGUAAUAAUAAUAAUAAUAAUAAUAAUAAUAAUAAUAGUUCAAAACAAAUGAAAAAAAUGUAUAUUAAUCAAAAUUCAAUUCAAUCGGAUAAUGUAUCAACAAAUAGUGCAAUGACAUUACGUACAGAUUCAUAUCGACAAGCUCAUCCUUUACAUUCAUUUGCUUUUGAUUAUCCAAAACGACCAUUAUUACCUCAAUCGAAACAAAAUAAUGAACAACAAAAUCGACGAAAAAUAAAUGGAAAUAAACAUUAUGAAAUAUCUGUUUAA